AUGAGACAAUUCCGUCGGUCUUCGGAUAUUCCGAAGCUAUUCCAAUAUUUCCAACUUGUUCGGCAACAUGGUCGCCGUUAUCUAUCUGUCUCGAAGCAACGACAGAAUCAACCACAAUCUCAAACUCCAAAAAGUAGCAAUGGCGGGAGCAGUUCUUUUCAAGAAUUCAUGCCCAAGCCUGGGUCUGGGUCAUCCAUAAGCAUAAUCUUAGCAGCCUUGAUCGUGUUCGCGGGUGGUAUCAAGGUUGGCUUCGAUCUCAAGCAGUACUUUGAUCAUGGCGCUUCAAGCGUCCUCGAUACUAAAGGGGAACCGCGCUACGCACCCCAAACAACUAUGCUUGUGGCAUUGGAGGAAUUGAAGAGACUCUUGGCGAAGGAUUCGAGCGCAGAUGAGAUUGAAGAUAUGAUAUCGGUAGACGACGAAAUCAUCCAGCAACACGCCUACUCAGAAUGGUCGACGAGCAAUUCUACGAACAAGCCUGUCGCUGUGAUCUAUCCACGAUCCACGGAGGAUGUUGUGGUGAUCGCAAAGUUAUGUAGCAAGUACAAGGUCCCGAUGGUUCCAUAUGGAGCUGGUAGCUCGGUAGAAGGUCAAUUCUCAGCACCCUAUUCUGGCUUCACAAUGGACUUCUCGCGGAUGGACCAAAUACUGGCGGUACAUGAGGAUGACAUGGAUGUUGUUGUACAGCCAGGUGUGAAUUGGAUGUAUCUGAACAAAAAGCUGGCUUCUACCGGGCUAUUCCUGCCACUGGAUCCGAGUCCAACUGCACUCAUUGGUGGUAUGAUCAACACAAAUUGCAGUGGCACGAACGCCAUGAGGUAUGGGACGAUGAAAGAUUGGGUCAUCAAUGUCACAGUUGUGCUGCCUGAUGGAUCUGUCCUAAAGACGCGGCGCCGACCAAGAAAGAGCAGUGCAGGCUACGACCUUACCAAAUUGUUUGUGGGGUCGGAAGGUACAUUGGGCUUUGUGACAGAGGCUACGUUGAAGCUCGCUGUCGUGCCGAAGAGCACGGGCGUGGCAACAUGUAGUUUUCGAGACGUAAAGACUGCAAGCGCAGCCGCCGUGAAGAUGAUGAGAGAAGGUAUCAUCGGGCUCGCUGCUCUCGAACUCAUGGACCAAGCACAAAUGAGUGUUAUCAAUAAGAAUGGUGGAACGCUUACAAAAGAUGGCAAAACGAGGAAAUUAUGGCCAGAGCAGCCCACUUUGUUUUUAAAAUUUAGCGGAACGGAUAAAAGUAUCGUAGAGGACGUCCAGAGAGUCAAGGACAUUGCCAAAUCGUUCGGCGCAACCAAACUGGAACACGCUACCGGUGACAAAGAGAAGGACGCCAUUUGGGCUGCAAGGAAAGAAGCGCUCUUCGCAAUGGUCGCACAGAGAGACGAAGGCACAGAAAUCUGGUCGACUGACGUGGCAGUGCCCUUAUCACGGUUAGCUGAAAUUAUCGAGGUCUCUCAGCAGGAAAGCUCAUCCCUAGGUCUCUGGUCCACCGUCAUGGGACAUGUUGGGGAUGGCAAUUUCCAUCAAUCAGUCUGUUAUCAUCCCGACGAUCCAGAAGAGACAGCCAAAGUCGCAGAUUGUGUACACAAGAUGAUGGAUAGAGCAAUGGAGUUUGAAGGAACUGUCUCCGGCGAGCACGCCAUUGGUCUCGGCAAGAAGCCAGAACUAGAAAAGGAGGUAGGUCCUGGAUCGAUGCAGGUGAUGAGAACCAUCAAGAAUGCUCUCGAUCCUUCUUGGCUCAUGAACCCUGGCAAGGUCUUUGACCAUACUGUCGGUGCUGGGCAUCAAUGA
Molecule: messenger RNA, 1788 nt
Organism: Lithohypha guttulata
Lineage: Eukaryota; Fungi; Ascomycota; Eurotiomycetes; Chaetothyriales; Trichomeriaceae
Exons: 1
Coding region: 1-1788 (595 amino acids)
Biological process (GO): lactate catabolic process
Cellular component (GO): mitochondrion
Molecular function (GO): FAD binding; D-lactate dehydrogenase (cytochrome) activity; D-lactate dehydrogenase (NAD+) activity
Source: RefSeq, a predicted model, not a curated record